Molecule: messenger RNA, 1201 nt
Organism: Rana temporaria (common frog)
Lineage: Eukaryota; Metazoa; Chordata; Amphibia; Anura; Ranidae
Gene: GATAD1
Product: GATA zinc finger domain containing 1
Exons: 7
Coding region: 209-988 (259 amino acids)
Biological process (GO): chromatin organization; regulation of DNA-templated transcription
Cellular component (GO): nucleus
Molecular function (GO): zinc ion binding; sequence-specific DNA binding
Source: RefSeq, a predicted model, not a curated record
GAAAACGUGUGCUCUGCUUGUCGCCUCCCAUUCACUUCAUGAUCCCGCCCUCUAUUUCCUGCUUCCUGGUCACAUGUUUCCUGUGACAUCACGAGGUGAAUGUGGAGGAUGGGAACUAGCCGCUAUCCUGUGUUUACAUGAGAGGAUCAGAGGAGACGGCGGGGAGAAAGAGGUGACUGGUGGAUGAGGGGUCUUUUAAUAUUUGAAAAUGCCUCUUGGACUGAAGCCAACAUGCAGUAUGUGCAAAACCACCUCGUCUUCUAUGUGGAAGAAAGGAAGCCAGGGGGAAAUUCUCUGCAAUAGCUGCACUGGGAAAGGCAGUGGAGGGGGCAGCACUGGUGCCAGCAGUUCCAGUACUGCUCACAGCGGGACCAGCUUUGCCAGUGCCUCCACCUCCCAACAGAAUAAUGGGGGCAGCACUAAGCAGUCUAAGCAGGAAAUUCACAGAAGAUCUGCCCGUUUAAGGAAUACAAAGUAUAAGUCGGCUCCUGCUGUAGAAAAGAAGGUUUCCACCAAAGGCAAAGGAAGGCGGCAUAUUUUUAAGCUGAAAAAUCCUAUUAAGGCUCCAGAAGCCGUGUCCACCAUAGUUACUUCAGAAUCCUUAUUUCAUAAGGGACUGUACUAUCAGAUCGGUGAUGUGGUAUCGGUCAUUGACGAGGAUGAUGGAAUGAUGUACUAUGCUCAGAUCAGAGGCUUCAUUCAGGAUCAGUACUGUGAGAAGAGUGCGGCUCUGACCUGGCUCAUCCCUACCGCCGCCAGUCCCAAAGAUCACUUUGAUCCAGCUACCUACAUCAUAGGACCAGAUGAAGACCUUCCCCGCAAAAUGGAUUGUUUGGACUUUGUCUGCCACGCCCCCUCUGAGUACUUCAAAUCUCGCUCUUCGCCGUUCCCGACUCUCCCCUCCCGCCCCGAGAGAGGCUUUAUUUGGACUCACAUUGGCCCUACACCCGCAAUCACGAUUAAGGACGCAGUCGGCAAUAAUUUAUAAUCUCAUAGAUCUCUGGACACUGUAGAGGAACUUUUGAAUGAUUAUGAGGAACUUUUAGAAAUAACUCUUAUGCCAACAGGAACCGAAAGGGGCGCUCUCUGGAGACACAACUGCCACAUUCAUCUUUUAAAAAAAAAAAAAAAAAGUCUGUUACCGAUAGCAACCAGUUGGAUUCCAGCUAUCAAUUAUGAAAGCAUAACAAUGCCAUCUUUU